AGCCUCCCACAGGAGAGAAACAAACCCAAAAAACUCAACAAGAACCAGCUGCAAGGGCCCUUUAAAUGCCCAAGCCCCACCCCUGCGCCUGGCCUGCCCUGCCGGGAAGUGAUCCCUAGGGCUGGGUAAAGGCGGCUCCCUCUUCGAGCUGAGGCGUCAGCUGCAGCCAGCCACACUUCUGGAUGCUUCUGAAGGCAAAAGGCAACUCAUCUCAGGCCUCUCGGACUUUGAGCUCCCACAUCCGCAGUAGGGGCAGGGGAAGCUUCACAGACAGGUGAGCUCAGGAGUCACCAUGGCAACUGAAGAGUCCAUCAUCCGCAUCCCACCAUACCACUACAUCCACGUGCUGGACCAGAACAGCAAUGUGUCCCGCGUGGAGGUUGGACCGAAGACUUACAUCCGGCAGGACAAUGAGAGGAUCCUGUUUGCCCCUGUGCGCAUGGUGACUAUCCCCCCACGCCACUACUGCACAGUGGCCAACCCGGUGUCCCGGGACGCUCAGGGCUCUGUGCAGUGCGACGUCACAGGGCAAGUACGGCUCCGCCACGCUGACCUGGAGAUCCGGCUGGCCCAGGACCCUUUCCCCCUGUACCCAGGGGAGGUGCUGGAAAAGGACAUCACCCCACUGCAGGUGGUUCUGCCCAACACCGCCCUCCACCUUAAGGCGCUGCUGGAUUUUGAGGAUAAGAACGGAGACAAGGUGGUGGCCGGAGAUGAGUGGCUGUUUGAGGGACCCGGCACGUAUAUUCCCCGGAAGGAGGUGGAGGUGGUGCAGAUCAUUCAGGCCUCCGUCAUCAAGCAGAACCAGGCCCUGCGGCUGAGGGCCCGCAAGGAAUGCUGGGACCGGGACGGCAAGGAGAGGGUGACAGGAGAAGAAUGGCUGGUCCGCUCCGUGGGUGCCUAUCUCCCAGCAGUGUUUGAGGAGGUUCUGGAUGUGGUGAAUGCUGUGAUCCUCACAGAAAAGACAGCCCUGCACCUCCGGGCCCGGCAGAACUUCCGAGACUUGCGGGGAGUGGUGCGCCGCACGGGGGAGGAGUGGCUGGUGACUGUGCAGGACACAGAGGCCCACGUGCCAGAUGUCUAUGAGGAGGUGAUAGGCGUCGUGGCCAUCACCACCCUAGGCCCCCACAACUACUGCGUGAUCCUCGACCCGGUCGGACCCGAUGGCAAGAACCAGCUGGGGCAAAAGCGUGUGGUCAAGGGAGAGAAGUCUUUCUUCCUCCAGCCAGGAGAGAAGCUGGAACGAGGCAUCCAGAAGGUGUAUGUGCUGUCGGAACAGCAGGGGCUGCUGCUGAGGGCCCUGCAGCCCCUGGAGGAGGGGGAGGACGAGGAGAAGGUCUCCCACCAGGCCGGGGACCGCUGGCUCAUCCGAGGACCCCUCGAGUACGUGCCAUCCGCCAAGGUGGAGGUGGUGGAAGAGCGUCAGGCCAUCCCCCUGGAUGAGAACGAGGGCAUCUACGUGCAGGACGUCAAGACCGGAAGGGUGCGUGCGGUGAUCGGGAGCACCUACAUGCUGACCCAGGACGAGGUGCUGUGGGAGAAGGAGCUGCCUCCGGGGGUGGAGGAGCUGCUGCUCAAGGGGCAGGACCCUCUGGCCGACAGGGGCGAGAAGGACACGGCCAGGAGCCAGCAGCCCUCCGCUCCCCGGAACAAGACCCGCGUGGUCAGCUACCGCGUGCCCCACAACGCGGCCGUGCAGGUGUACGACUACCGCGAGAAGAGAGCUCGCGUGGUCUUCGGGCCAGAGCUGGUGUCGCUGGGUCCCGAGGAGCAGUUCACCGUGUUGUCCCUCUCGGCCGGGCGGCCCAAGCGUCCCCACGCCCGCCGCGCGCUCUGCCUGCUGCUGGGGCCUGACUUCUUCACCGACGUCAUCACCAUUGAAACUGCGGACCACGCCAGGCUCCAGCUGCAGCUUGCCUACAACUGGCACUUUGAGCUGAGUGACCGGAAGGACCCCCAAGAGGCGGCCAGGCUUUUCUCAGUGCCCGACUUUGUGGGCGACGCCUGCAAGGCCAUCGCGUCCCGGGUGCGGGGAGCUGUGGCCUCCGUCACCUUUGAUGACUUCCAUAAGAACUCGGCCCGCAUCAUUCGCACGGCUGUCUUUGGCUUUGAGAUCCCGGAAACCAAGGGGCCAGACAGCACGGCCCUGCCCCAGCCCCGGGACCGGGCCGUCUUCCCCCAGAACGGGCUGGUGGUCAGCAGUGUGGAUGUGCAGUCGGUGGAGCCCGUGGACCAGAGGACCCGGGACGCCUUGCAGCGCAGCGUCCAGCUGGCCAUCGAGAUCACCACCAACUCGCAGGAGGCAGCUGCCAAGCACGAAGCUCAGAGACUGGAACAGGAAGCCCGCGGCCGGCUUGAAAGGCAGAAGAUCUUAGACCAGGCAGAAGCCGAAAAAGCGCGCAGGGACCUCUUAGAGCUGGAGGCCCUGAGCACCGCGGUGGAGAGCACCGGGACCGCCAAGGCAGAGGCCGAAUCCCGUGCAGAGGCGGCGCGCAUCCAGGGCGAAGGCUCGGUGCUGCAGGCCAAGCUGAAGGCAGAGGCCUUGGCCAUUGAGACGGAGGCCGAGCUCCAGCGAGUAAAGAAGGUGCGAGAACUUGAGCUGGUCUAUGCCCGGGCCCAGCUGGAGCUGGAGGUGAGCAAGGCCCAGCAGCUGGCCGAGGUGGAGGUGAAGAAGUUCAGGCAGAUGACAGAGGCCCUGGGCCCCAGCACCAUCAGGGACCUCGCUGUGGCAGGGCCAGAGAUGCAGGUAAAACUGCUCCAGAGCCUGGGCUUAAAAUCAACCCUUAUCACAGACGGCUCCACUCCCAUCAACCUCUUCAACACAGCCUUUGGGCUGCUGGGGCUCGGGUCUGAGGCCCCGGCCCCGGCCCCGGCCCCUGCCCCUGCCCCUGCCAGGAAGGCGGCCGGAGCGCCCAUCACCCAGGAGGGCCUGCUUCCCCCUCCCACUCCCAUUCCUUCGGUUCUCCAAGGCAAUCAGAUUGUGCCUUAGCUCUGUCUGGCACUGACAAAUAAAACUGAUACCUCAGGGCAUUUAAA
Phacochoerus africanus (Common warthog) is the source of this 3036-nucleotide messenger RNA. It is a transcript of the gene MVP, whose product is annotated as major vault protein. Gene Ontology annotation, cellular component: cytoplasm; nucleus. The record is from RefSeq and is a predicted model, not a curated record. The coding region runs from base 293 to 2989 and encodes 898 amino acids. Lineage: Eukaryota; Metazoa; Chordata; Mammalia; Artiodactyla; Suidae. The transcript has 16 exons.